AACUGUUCCCAGAUGCACCGCUGCCAUCCUUCUAUAAAAACCUCAGAGUCCCCAGGGAAGACAUCAGUUAGUGUCCUCCUCCCAUCCUAACAAGAUAAGCCUUCUGUGCAGUAGUCAUGAAGAUCGUCCUUGUCCUGAUAAUUGCAAGCAUCCUCGUAGCAUGCUCGGAUGUCGCCUCAGGAUGCGACUGUAAGGAGUGUGGACCCGGAGGAAAUCCCUGCGAGCACUGUGAAAUUAGGCAGUAUCUCUGCACGAAUCUGCUCAACCAGUUGAAGGAGUUCAAAAAGAAGAUACAGAAGUGCGCCUGCGGAAUUCCUGAUUGGAUGAUACAAAAUUGACCCUCCUCUGUUGAUAACUCUGAUAAAAAAUAAAGGUGUUACUUAUGCAAAGAUA
Molecule: messenger RNA, 393 nt
Organism: Drosophila ananassae
Lineage: Eukaryota; Metazoa; Arthropoda; Insecta; Diptera; Drosophilidae
Gene: Sgs7
Product: salivary glue protein Sgs-7
Exons: 2
Coding region: 117-338 (73 amino acids)
Source: RefSeq, a predicted model, not a curated record